AGUUGAUGCACGAUAAGAGUGGUACGGAAGCGGACCGGAGAUCCUCCAAGAUGGGGAAGGUGGGGUUCCACAAAGUCCCAUCACGUGUCUAGUACAACAACUCCUCUGCUCUUAGCCACGAGUCAAACGAAUUGACAUAUGCCCCGGCGAUUCGAGCUUUUGUUUUCACUCGGGAGAUUCUGCAUCAGCAUCCCUGGAAGUACCCCCACCACAAGAAGCAUGGCUUCCCUACUCUGUUCAGCAUUAUGGGAACGCAACACCCUGGAAAAAGCACACAACUUUCUCACAACCUGGAAAUCCUUCCCUCUGGUACUGGAAAACUAUGUCUCCAAUACUUUUGCCUCUAGUUCUUACUUCGAAAACAUCCCAUCUUUCAACCCCCAGACCGGUCAACUCUACGCUCAUGUCCCACUCAGCACGCCCGCAGCCGUGGACAGCGCCGUCCUGGCUGCUGAAGCUGCUUUCAAAACCUGGAGUAAGACGACUCGAGCAGAACGAUCCAAGUAUUUGCAGAGGAUUGCCGCGUUGAUACAGGAGAAUCGGGAACUGUUUGCAGUAUGGGAGAGUAUUGACCAAGGCAAGACGUUGGAGCGAGCGAGGGUGGAGGUUGAUAGAGCGGUUUCCAAUUUCUCUUACUUUUCCACUUAUAUCUUGCACGAGGAAUCAUCAGUCAGGAUGAUUGAUGGUGUGGCAUUAACGUAUGAGCACCGAUCUCCGGCAGGGGUGUUUGCUCUGAUCUCUCCUUGGAACAUGCCUCUCUACCUCCUUACUUGGAAAAUUGCUCCAUGCCUUGCUUUUGGGUGUACAGCGGUAGCCAAACCAAGUGAAGUAACAAGCAUGACCGCACUCUUACUUGCGGAGGUAAUACGGCAAGCCGAACUCCCUAGCGGCGUUCUGAAUAUUGUCUUUGGCGAUGGAGCAACAACUGGAUCUGCGUUAGUGAAGCACGCCAAGGUGAAAGGAAUCUCCUUUACCGGCGGAACGGCAACAGGCAUUCAAAUCAGGAAAGAUGCCGCUGCGCAUAUCUACAAGCAUCUGUCUUUGGAACUUGGAGGCAAGAAUCCAACACUUGUCUUUGAUGAUGUUGAUUUGGAGAAAGCCGUCGCAACCGCCGCGAUGGCUGCAUUUGAAAAUCAGGGAGAGAUUUGCCUUUGUGGAUCAAGAAUAUAUGUUCAGUCAACGAUUUAUGAGACUUUUGUGAAGCAGUUUACAAGUUUUAUUUCAGAGAACUACAAACUCCGCUCGAAAGUCGGCGCAGUAGUUUCCUUGCAGCACUACCAGAAGAUCCGCUCCUAUUUGCUCCUCGCAGAGAAAGAAAGAGGAACCUUCCAACUGGGCUCAAUACCCGAAGAGUAUCCAAAAGCAGGAUACUGGAUCGAACCCACCAUUCUGACUGGAAUAGCAACAAACAGCAGGAUUAUGAGAGAAGAGAUUUUCGGUCCCGUAGUGGCAAUUGCACAGUUUGAAGGUGAAGAGGAGGCAAUUGAGUUAGCCAAUGAUAACCCGAAUGGGCUUGCGAGUGUACUGUUGACGAGAGAUGGGGCGAGGAUGAGAAGGGUGGGAGAAAGAAUUGAAGCGGGGCUGGUGUGGGUUAAUUGUUGGUUGGUUAGGGAGCUUGGGACACCGUUUGGAGGGAUGAAGAAUUCGGGGGUGGGAAAGGAGGGGGGCGCUUAUUCGAGGGAUGUGUUUACGAAUGUGAGGACGCUGCAUUUACCUUCGGUCUAGAGACAGAAUUCAUCAUCAAACCUGUUACCCAGGUUACGCCAAGAAGUUGAGCUGAGUCGAGCCAAAGUGAGUACUGAGCAGAGAACAGCAGCCAUUUCCCUCUUAUCUCGGAGCAAUCGACCGUCCCGUGACCAAAUCCAAAGCCCACCCAAUAACAAUCAACACUUUCUGUCUCCACGUCCGUGUCCAAAGGAAAUUCUUACUCCUCCACGCAAUCCAAGCCUGCGGGCCCGAGUAGUCCUUCUUCCCGCUCACAACGCCAUCAUUCUGCCCCAAAUAAGCCACAAUGGCCGCCUGCUGAU
This is a messenger RNA of Hyaloscypha bicolor E, 2027 nucleotides long. RefSeq names its product aldehyde dehydrogenase. NCBI's taxonomy places the organism in Eukaryota, Fungi, Ascomycota, Leotiomycetes, Helotiales, Hyaloscyphaceae. The record is from RefSeq and is a predicted model, not a curated record. Gene Ontology annotation, molecular function: oxidoreductase activity, acting on the aldehyde or oxo group of donors, NAD or NADP as acceptor. Bases 220 to 1725 code for a protein of 501 amino acids. The transcript has 4 exons.